This is a messenger RNA of Cynara cardunculus var. scolymus (artichoke), 964 nucleotides long. RefSeq names its product RING-H2 finger protein ATL20-like. Lineage: Eukaryota; Viridiplantae; Streptophyta; Magnoliopsida; Asterales; Asteraceae. The coding region runs from base 79 to 750 and encodes 223 amino acids. The transcript is spliced from 2 exons. The record is from RefSeq and is a predicted model, not a curated record.
UGACAUUUCAACAACUCUAACUAAAAUACAAGUUCAGUUCUCUCUGCCAAAUUCAUCCUUUUUUCAUCAUCUUCUUCAAUGAAGACCUGCAACUUCUUCAUCUUCAUCUUCUUCAUCUUCAUAUCCAUGGAGUUUAUUGAUGCCAAAUUCACCUUUGAUGUCUGCAAUCAUGAUAAACCCCAUAUCCAUUUUCCAUUCAAAAUCAAUUCCUCCUGUGAAUACAACCAAACCCUAAUCAGUUUUCCUGGUUACGGCGACUUGAUUGUGAAAUCCAUCUCUUAUGAACCCAAGAAACUCACCCUCAUCGACCCGAAAGAUUGUGUUUUCCAAGUGUUCUUGAAUCUUGACCUUCUUCCGACACCCUUCCGUUACUAUCACGUCGUUAGAAACUAUACGUAUUUGAGUUGCUCGGUCGAGCUUCCACAUUCUUUCGAACGAGUGCCGUGUUUAAGUGGUUACAAGCACCAUGUUUACGUUGUGGAAUCGUCUUCAGACGUGCCCGGUUCUUGCGAGGUCGUAAAAACCGUCUCGAUUCCGUUCGCGUAUAGUUCGUAUGUAUCCGAUGAUAGUUUCGGUCUCGAUUUGACUUGGGAUUCUGAUGGUUUUCAAUCCAUUGGAGAAGAAUUAAGUAUCGUAAUUUUGGUUUUCGUGAUCGCGGGAUUAGCGUAUGUAACAACUUGUUGUUCCAAGAAAUCACAAAGCAAGAAACACGAAUGGGAGAAGUUGCUUGGAGAUCUUGAAAUCUUGUGACCAUCGGGAUCGUUAAAGUUUCUUGCUUGGAUCGUUGCAUUUGAAGAUCACACGUUCGAGUUGAGCUGGCGUUUCAAACAAAUUUAAUCGGAUAAAUUUCUCGAUUUCGUAGUUAUUUUAGACGUGUAUAUAUCGCUUGAAGCAAAUGCAACAAAGACUAUGGUUAUAAAAAAAUACAGAUAAUAUAUUGAAUAAAUGUCAUCGAUGAAUAUCA